Nematocida ausubeli is the source of this 882-nucleotide messenger RNA. RefSeq lists its product as uncharacterized. The transcript has a single exon. The record is from RefSeq and is a predicted model, not a curated record. Lineage: Eukaryota; Fungi; Microsporidia. Bases 1 to 882 code for a protein of 293 amino acids.
AUGGCAGAAACCAUGCAGGAACGCGGUAAAUCUGCGUCUAACCCAUUAGAGUGCCUUGAAUUUAGCAAUGAUUCAGUGAGCAACAGGAUUCUCCUUAAAAAAGCCCUUCCUGAACUGAUAAACUUGGACACGUCAAUUUCCAUACUAAUUGAGCGAGUUUCCGUUGAAGAAUUUCAUGCGUAUAAAAAAUACGUUAAUUUAAUUCUACAAGAAAAUCCUGCAGAUAACCUGAGUGUAGCUGGAAUUAGCCCGAAUUUGCAGGAAAAAGCAAGGAUUUAUCACAUUUCUAUGAUGAAAAUCCUAAAAUAUGUGAAAAACAGUGAUAAAAUCGAGUUAAGAAGUGAAACCACUGCGGAGGAUGGGUUUGAAAUCGAAAACUGCCCAGAGGAUGACUCUGAUUUGUUGUUUUACCUUAUAAUGGGCAUUUUUGAGGAACAUUUAUUCGGGUUAUAUAAACCAUAUUGCAUACAGUAUGUUAUUUAUGCAAUUGCAAUGACAAAUUACAACAGGAUGAGCUGUUUUUUAUCAUUUUUAUGCAGUUUGCUCCAAGGAAAUGACCAGAGACGCACGAUUUCAGCACUUUUCAUGGCCUCCUUCGUUGGACAUAUUAAAAAACCGUCUCAAGACGCACUGGAAAUCAUCCUGGAGUACGUUAGACUAGCAAAGGAACGUAUUUCCACUGUGAAUGACAAGUUUAGUCGUGUUUUACUGUCAGGUCUAAGGUUUAUUAAUGAAAAUAACCCCAAAAUACCCGAAAUCAGUGAUUUUUUAACGGAAUUUGAAGGAAUUAAUGGGGAGCCUGUUGUAUUCCCGUUUGAUAAAGCACCAAUUGCAGCAUAUCAGGCCAUUAUAGAUGAAAUAACAGACGAAAUAAUGGAAUAA